Lytechinus pictus (painted urchin) is the source of this 1792-nucleotide messenger RNA. RefSeq lists its product as uncharacterized. NCBI's taxonomy places the organism in Eukaryota, Metazoa, Echinodermata, Echinoidea, Temnopleuroida, Toxopneustidae. Bases 1 to 1266 code for a protein of 421 amino acids. The record is from RefSeq and is a predicted model, not a curated record. The transcript has 9 exons.
AUGGCUGACAUCAUGCUGAAGGCGUUUUUAGAGGAAACGCUAGGUCCAAAGGCAGGGGAUACAGAGAGAUUACUAGAGGAGAAUGAUGUUGACCUAGAGGUUCUACGCACAAUGUCAGAGGGGGAUCUUGAGAAACUCGGAAUAUCGUUUGGGUUGAGACGAAAAUUGACUCUGGCAAUUAGUAAGUCACAAAAACAACUGGAGAGUACCACUGAUGGAGUCGUUAUGCAUGAUGUUCCAGCAACUUCUGAUAGCCCAGUUCCCAAAAAAUUGAAAAGUGUAAUGAAUCUCAAAGAAGCAAUGAAUAAUUCAUCUGAAGGACGAGAGCUAGUGAAGCAUCUUGAUGGUGGUUCUACAUUGUCUACCAAGCAAAGGAAGGCACUAGUGAAGAUGGCUGUUGGACAUCUUGUGGACCUACAUGGCUUGUGGCCACCAACUAAACAGAAGACCUUGUUGGCUAAAGAGAUAGUUAGUACAUGGCCUUCAACCAAAGAUACCACACCUGGAAUGGAAGGGCAUAUUGAUUGGAUGAAGUUUUCACCACCUCAUCGUGGAAAUAUGUCUAUGCACAUGGAGUAUUUCGAGGACACGCACAAGUACAGACGGCACAUCAUUAUGGAUAGUGGUAAUCCUAUCACUAUUACAGAAGUGUUGACUUUGUUUCCGAGAUAUCAAGACAUUCCACAGUUGAUUGGAAUAGAUUUCUCCAUGAUGCACAAAGCUGAAUCGGAAAAGUUCAUUACCCAAUGGUCAACCUUGAGAGAGAAAAUCAUACUCCUGGGCCAGAAAGAAUAUCAUAGCGUCAAGCAAGUGAUAGAGCGUUACCAGGAUACGGACAGAGAUCUUUGUGCACUUCUGGUUGUUCUCUAUGUGCUCCAUCGGCCUGUGACAAAAUCGAAGGUCAACUGUAGCAGGUCUGCUGCAGUGCAGUACCUGAUACAGCAUGUGCCACAAGGAACAAACAUGGAGGAAGCUAUAAACAAGAUCAAGAAGGAAUACAGGCAGCCCCUCAUAGUAGCCCUCGGAAAGGAGACUGGACAGAAGCAGUACUUCUUGUGCCUGGACAGCAUUCCUGUGAGCGCCGGGGCAACAAUAGUGGAAGCUUUUGACAAGUUAUUCAAAUGUUUUUUCAUCUUUGGCGUUACCUAUCCUGACAUUCUCUCCCAUUUCUACGAUUAUUUUGCGGCGUUUGUCUACGAAAUUUGGCCAACGCAGAGGGUUAAGCCUACUGUGCGUUCAUUUGCAUGUGCCAUUAAGUCCUCUUAAUUUACUCUUAGUCCAAGAGCAUUAAGUCAAAAUAGGCCCAAACCUGGACAUUUCUCAUAACAAACUGAUUUUCCUGAUGAUUUUCAGGAUAGGUCUAGGAAUAUGUGUAUAAAAAAGUCUUGACAAAACUCUAUCUAUAGCGAUCCUUAAGUAUUUACUUGUGUUGUUGUGUAUCAUAAUACAUUAUUAAGUAUAUAGUGAAAAGUGAGUAUAAUUGACAUAAAAUGGACAAUAUUCCUUGAAGUUUGGUCUCAUCCAUGCUAUAUGGCUAUCAUAUUCCUAUAUAAUCAUCAAUCCUGGAUUUAGUCGGUAAUAUAGGAGUAAAAUACCUUGACUUGCCCCAUAACAAUGUGAAUUUUUCCAAUAUUUUUAAAGCUACAAUCUCAACAUCAUUCAUGUGUGAUUAGACUUGUCAAAUGGGACUGAACAUACUUAUCAUUCUCAACCAUGCUUUUUCAAUUUUUCUCGGCAUAUUAUGUGUUGUGCAAUCGUUUUGGGAAUACAAUUCUAAGAAUUAAUAAUGCGU